GAUUUAGGGUUUAGGGAUUAGGAUUUAAGGUUUAGGGUAUGAAUGGUGACCAGGGAACAGUGAGGAAUAAUGCAUUCCCUAACGUUCCUUAAAAAAAUCACCAUUCACAAGGGAUAAUAAUUCCAUCUCAUUCCCUUUCAUUCCCUUUUUUGUAGAGAAUUUAAGAACAGAAUUAUUCCUUGUUAAAUUUGAUAAGAAACAACUAUUCCUUUUCAUUCCUGAUAUUUUGUUCCCGUACAUUCCUUUUUUCUUCGUUCCACUUGAUUCCCGAAUGGACACCAGUCAAACCCUUAGUGUUUUGCUAGCGACGUUAACAAUAUUUUUUUAAAAAAAAAAUUUUAUUGUAACUAAAACAUAAUAUAAUUUGAUAAUAUUAUGUUUCUUUUUUUAAAAGAUAUCAAAUUUGAAAUAAUGAAAUUCUAUUGGUUGGUGAACCUAGAGGUUCAUCCUAGGGGGUGAACUCAAGAAUAACUCUAAUAAUAAUAUCUAAACGAAUUAUACCAUAACUAACUACUUUCCUAUUUUAAAUGAUCUUGCCAAACAAUAAUUAAUUUACUGACGAAAAUCAUAAAUUCAUAACUAUAUUCAGUAUCAUCUUCUUAACAAUAUAUUUGAAUAUUCGUUUUUGAAUUAUAUCCAAUGAAAAAAUAUUAUUAGUUAACAUCCUCAUAAUUUCGAGAAGACGCUAAAACUUAAAUAACUGAACACUAUAAAUUAUAUUACUAAUAAUUUUCCUAAACGUUUAAAAGAUUUUUUUUACUUCAAACUUAGAUGAUAUGUACAUAUUCUUUUUACUUUAAUAAAAUAUAUUAAAUAUUAUACUAAUUAAUAAAAAUAUAAUGCAAUAUAUACAUAUUAAAUUUAUUUAAAAAACUUUAUAUGUUACCGAAUUUUCAUAUAGAAAUGAAAAGCAUAGUAUAUCAUUUUCAUAUCUUCAUGUGUUUUUAAAAUAGAUAUAGUAAUUUUCAAAAGCAUAUUAAACAACAUGAUUUAUAAAUAAAAAACACAUUAUAAGAUAUAUUAUUUUGUAAAAAAUAUUUAUCAAAUGAUUUUAUAACAUACCAUCAAUGUUUUAAAAACCGGAUAGGAUGAUGAACCUAUGAAACAUAUAAAUUAUAGUUCAAUUUGGGUCAACAAGUUCAAAUAUAUUUUAAUAAUAAUAUUUUAUAAAUAUUAAUGUAUUAUAUGGUAAUAUCAUUUGAAUAUAUAUAUAUAUAUAUAUAUAAUUAUAUAUGUACUUUACUAUUUUACAAUUUAUAGUAUUAAAAUAUUUGAAAAUUAGAAAAUUAAAUAAUAGUAAAUAAUUUUGUUCUUUCUAUAACCACUAUCCAUCUAUCCACAUUUCUUCUUCAUUUUCAUCUUACAUCUUCACGCAAAAAAAAAAACUUUAACACUUUUAGAAUUAUAUAUACAAAACUUUUCUUCUUCAUAUUAUAUAUAAUUAUAUACACUCUAAUAACAAAUUUAACUAAAUCAAUGCACACUGAAUGACAAGAAACUCUAUUUGAUGUACUACCACUAAAGGAAAAAUCAUUGAAAUAUAACUGAAUUUGUAACUGAGUUUUUUAAUAGAAUUGAAUCAUCAGUUCUAACUUCUAACGAUUUUAUCGGGUUUUUUGGCCAAUUUUAUUUGGUCAACACAAAUGUAUUUUAGCAACAACAUGUACCCGACCAAACAAAGUAAUCACGGUUGAACCAUUCCAACAAGCCGGCCCAAUUAAUAAAACAAUGCAUAUUAUUUUGUUGUCUAAAUAUCUAAAAACAAUAUACUAACACAAUAUAAACAUAAUCAAAAAUUAUGACCAAUCUUAAUUUGGUCGUCUCCACGGAUCAAAAUCUAGUUAUAAUUAAACUUCAUCUCUCUUUUUUUUAUAAAUAAACUUUUAAUUAUUACUCUUUCAGUUUCAGUGUCAUUUUAACUUCUUUUUAUUUUGUUUUAAAAAAGUGUUGUUUUAGAAUUUUAAUUUAGCUUUCAGCUUAAUAUUAAUUAAAAAUACAUUGAUUUUAUAAAUAAUUUCAUUUAUCUAAAAUACUAUUAGUUGAAUAUGUGUAAUUAAUAAGACCUUAAAUGCAUUUUAAUCAUUUUCUUUAGUAUGUGUGGAAAAUGUCAAAGUGACAUUUUUUAUGAAAAGGAAAGAGUAUAAAUUAAUAUGUAGACCGAGUUAUUCAAACAAAUAUUUCCACUGGAUAUAUAUCCAUCAUAAAGAAAACUCUGAAAUAUUAAUAUGUACGUGCCUAUUAGUGUUACUCCACGAAUAAAGGAAUAAUUAUUUCUUAACACUGAUUAUUAAAAAAAAACGGAAUAAUUAUUUCCACGGUUGUGUUGUAUAUAUAAAAUACCGAGUAACCAAAAAAACAGAACAAUAAUAAACAAUCCUACGGCCAGAAAUCAUGGCUCAAACCACCACCGUGAUCUUCAUCCUAGCCACAUUGUUAGUGGCUGCUGCGGUUGUUUCAGGACAGACACCACCUAGUCCCGUAGCUCCUAGUCCUACAAUAAACGAAGCUAUGAACUGUGCAGCAGGUUUGACUGUUUGUUUGCCGGCAUUUGCUCAAGGAGGAACUCCGUCGAAGGAAUGUUGUACGGCGGUGAAAACGCAGCAAUCGUGUCUUUGCGGCUUUAUCAAGGCCCCAGUGCUAGUGGUCCCUUUCAAUAUCACUGCCUUCAGUGCUCUUAUCUCCAAGUCUUGUGGAAUCAAUACCGAUCUCAACUUGUGUUCAGAAACUCCCGGCAAUUUGAUUCUUCUUUUUUUUCCUAGCUCAUGCUCCAUUGCCGCAUAUGACAGCACCACCUUCAGGUACACCUAAAACUGACAAGGAUGCUGCAAGCAAACCCGCAGAAACUGGUUUGGUCGGAAUCGUCCUGAUCAUGAUCUCUGCGUUAUUUUAUUAACAUAUCCAUGUAAAAGUUAAAAUUGGUUUGGUUCGAUUUGAUGGCUUUGUAAGUUGAUUUUUAAUUCAAGAUUACGAGUUUUUGUGGGA
Messenger RNA from Brassica napus (rape), 2982 nucleotides. Its product is annotated as non-specific lipid transfer protein GPI-anchored 24. The record is from RefSeq and is a predicted model, not a curated record. NCBI's taxonomy places the organism in Eukaryota, Viridiplantae, Streptophyta, Magnoliopsida, Brassicales, Brassicaceae. Gene Ontology annotation, biological process: lipid transport. Bases 2392 to 2808 code for a protein of 138 amino acids. The transcript is spliced from 3 exons.